Thermochaetoides thermophila DSM 1495 is the source of this 1260-nucleotide messenger RNA. RefSeq lists its product as uncharacterized. The transcript has 4 exons. Lineage: Eukaryota; Fungi; Ascomycota; Sordariomycetes; Sordariales; Chaetomiaceae. Gene Ontology annotation, molecular function: oxidoreductase activity. The record is from RefSeq and is a predicted model, not a curated record. Bases 1 to 1260 code for a protein of 419 amino acids.
AUGACAGCAACAGAGGCCACCUCUCCCCCAGCAUCCGGCCCUCCGGGCCAGCCAGACAUCAGCUACACCCCCGAUCACGGAAAGUACCUUGCUCGAGCAAGACGCCGUCUCGAGACCGAGAAACUCCAGAAAACCCUGCCUCCUGCCUUUCCUGAACAGUUACACUCUGACCUCGCCUGGGACGGCAAUGACCUUCAUGAACGAUAUGACUGGAAUUACUAUCUCACGGAAGAAGACCUCAGGGAGGUUGAUGCUGCGUUGCAGCAUUUUAAAUCGCUCAAUCUGCCCCUUGGUCACCUUACCCAAAAAACGUUCCCUCUCCCUACGCUUCACGGCAUACUACGUGCGAUUUCCUACGAACUUCACUUCGGCCAUGGCUUCAAAGUUCUCCGGGGCCUGCCCGUGCACAAAUAUUCCCGGCUCGACAACAUCACUAUCUACGUCGGCCUCUCGGUACACGUCGCCCCUGUCCUCGGCCGACAAGACCACCAAUUCGACGGCAAGGAAGCAGACGUCAUCCUGGCGCAUAUCAAGGACCUCAGCUCGGAGGUUGAUACGUCCAAAAUCGGGGCCCCUGCAUAUACGAGUGAGAGACAGGUGUUUCAUACGGAUGUGGGGGAUUUGAUCGCGUUAUUUUGUUUGUCUGAAGCGGCAGAAGGGGGCAAGAGUUUCCUGGCGAGUAGCUGGAGAUUGUAUAAUGAGCUGGCUGCGACCAGACCGGAUUUGAUACACACUUUAUCGGAGCCGUGGGCGGCCGACACCUUCGGCAAAGUACCCGGGAAGCCGUACAUCCUCGCCCCACUCUUACACCACCAACCCGCUACCGAAACAACCCCUGAACGAUUGAUCAUCCAGUAUGCGCGGCGGACAUUCACAGGGUACUGGGGCCUGCCACGGUCGUAUAACAUCCCUCCCAUCACGGAAGCCCAGGCUGAAGCCCUUGAUGCUCUGCAUUACACUGCCGAGAAGUACGCUGUGGUGCUUGACUUUAAGCAGGGUGAUAUUCAGUAUGUCAAUAACUUGAGUAUCUUCCAUGCUAGGGGGGAGUUUAGGGAUUUGCCGGAGAAGAGGAGGCAUCUUGUUCGAUUGUGGCUGCGAGACCCUGAGUACGCGUGGAAGACACCUGAAGUGUUGCAGGACAAAUGGGAUCGGGUGUAUAAGGGGGUGACGCCGGAGAAAAGUGUCUUCCCGUUAGAGCCGUAUAUUAGGAGUGCGAGUAAGGGGGAGGUCAAGCCUGAAGGCGACCAAGAUGCCAUGUGA